AUGGCAUCUAUUAGUACGAAGCCAGCCCUUGUAACCCUCAGAGGUCUUCUAUCUGAACUACGAAAACAGAGUUCUACUAAGAAGCUUGCGGAUAACCAAAUGGUUCAAUACAUCUUUGGUCAGUACCGUAUGUACCAGAGUACUGACCAGCAACUGUGCAAAGCUAUAGAUGAGAUGCACUUCAAGGCAAAAACUUACCAUACCUACCUACGUGAGGGACGCAUGUACAAGGAACUAAAUGAAGAGUUUAAGGGAAAGGGUGAGCGAAGUGUGGAGGAGACCGCAAGGAUGGUGGGAUUCAAGCUGCCGCAUGACCCCAAACCUUAAAACCCAAUACAAACUGUGGAUUAAUGUACAAGUAAACUUUAUUUAAGUGUAGCUUAAAUGUAAAUAAAAUGUUUCUGUAGAUAAAACUGUUGUUUGUUUUAUAAAUAUGAUUGCUGUAAAUAUACAUUUUAUAUUCUUAGGUAUUGGUUAGUUUACAAUUUGUUAACAUAAUUUACAUAUCCAUGCACACCUACAUAAUGUUAAAAUUAAGUUGGCACAUGAUAUUCACAUCAAAUACACAUUAUCCUUUAC
Molecule: messenger RNA, 579 nt
Organism: Plutella xylostella (diamondback moth)
Lineage: Eukaryota; Metazoa; Arthropoda; Insecta; Lepidoptera; Plutellidae
Product: protein FMC1 homolog
Cellular component (GO): mitochondrion
Source: RefSeq, a predicted model, not a curated record